AUGAAUAAAGAAAAUACAAAUGCUGCCAAAGUUGAAGAGCCUACCGUCCGAAUCACAAGGGCACGGGCUAAAGCCUUUGGCACUUCCGGGGAGGUAGUGUCCUCCUCAAAACCUUUCUUUAAAGAAGAUCAGAAGCAUGGUGUUCGAGCAAAUUCCAAAAGAGCAGCAUCAGACGAGAACAAAGGAUCUGCAAUUGCCACCAUUGGCUUGCAGCAUAAAAGGAGGGCAGUUCUUAAAGAUGUAGCAAACGUCAUCUGUGAAAAUUCAUAUGUGAAAUGCACCACUGAUGCCUCUCAGGUUCAGGCUAGUAAGCAGGCCAGAAGAGGUCUUGCAAAGAAUGUAAAGGCAGCCUCAAAUGUCUCGGAAGAAAGUACAGUGGUUCAAGAGGACGCAAAAGCAAAGUUAGCUGAUGAAUUAUCCAAAAUAAGGGUGGCAGAACCCCUAGAAGCCACUUUGCCAGUGAAGUUGGGAGAAAAAGAGCCACUACCCCAGGGUAUGUGUCAUAUCUUGGGACAACAUAGAGGAGCAGAUUUGAUGCUUAGAGUACAGCCUUCUGCAGAACCUGCUGAACUUCAGAACCCCAAAAAGAAAGAAGAAAAUAUGGUUUGGGAUAUAUCGGGAUCCUCAAAUGACCUGGACAUCGUGGAUAUUGACUCAAACUUAAAGGAUCCUCAAGCGUGCAGCUUGUAUGCCCCUGAUAUAUACAGUAAUAUAAGCCUUAUAGAGGUGGAGCGAAGACCGUCAACUACUUAUAUGGAAACAUUGCAGCAAGAUAUCACUCCAAGCAUGCGAGGAAUUUUGAUUGAUUGGCUUGUAGAGGUUUCCGAAGAAUAUAAGCUGGUUCCAGAUACACUUUACCUCACAGUAAAUCUCAUUGAUCGGUUUCUCUCUCACAAUUAUGUUGAAAAGCAAAGACUCCAGCUGCUUGGAGUCACUUGCACGUUAAUUGCCUCGAAGUAUGAAGAAAUAUGUGCACCGCGAGUGGAAGAAUUUUGCUUCAUCACGGACAAUACUUACUCAAGAGACGAGGUAUUAGAAAUGGAGAGUAAAGUUCUAAAUUUCUUGCACUUCCAGUUAUCUGUUCCCACCACAAAAACAUUUCUUAGGAGGUUCAUUCAUGCAGCACAAGCUUCUUAUAAGGUUCCUUGUGUUGAACUGGAGUUAUUGGCAAAUUAUUUAGCAGAGUUGACUCUUGCUGAAUAUGGUUUCCUGAAGUUCCUACCUUCCCUCAUUGCUGCCUCUGCUGUGUUCCUUGCCAGAUGGACACUCGAUCAGUCUGACCAUCCAUGGAAUCCUACUUUAGAGCGCUAUACCUCUUACAAAACAUCAGAGCUCAAAACUACAGUUGUUGCACUGGAAGAUUUGCAACUGAACACCAAGGGCUGUCCCCUAAAUGCAAUACGUGAGAAGUACAGACACCAGAAGCCUGCUCAUAUCGCCGCAGGCGUGUAG
This is a messenger RNA of Prunus armeniaca (apricot), 1452 nucleotides long. The record is from the annotation of a GenBank genome assembly. NCBI's taxonomy places the organism in Eukaryota, Viridiplantae, Streptophyta, Magnoliopsida, Rosales, Rosaceae.